GAAAUGGUUUUAAAAUCUUUUUUUUUUUGCCACCUUGGACUAUUUUGAUGAGUGAUGAGUGAUGACGAUGAACAGCAGAAACAGGCAGGACCGUAGGGGCAGCAACAGGCCAACGGCGUGAAGUUGUGAACUGGUGAUGCUUUUGUUGGCUUUUCGUCCAUGCGUACCAACUACCACGGCAUGGCAGUAUGAGUAGAUCCGAGAAUCUGACAAUCCAAGCGUCCUGCACUCCUGCUCCACCUCGAUUCCUCCACAGCACACUCCCAAAACCAGAGCCACGCCGGCCGGCACACCGUCGCCUCCUUUGACUAGCCUCGCCGCCGCAGCGACAGCCAUGGCCACCGCUGCCCGCUCCCUCCACCUCCCUGGUCCGACGCCUCCUAAAUCCUCUACCCCCUCCUCCCACCGCCUCCCUGUCCCUUGCCACCUCCGCCCCCAACGCCGCCGCCUGGCCGCCUCGUCCUCCGACCUCACCUCCUUCCCCGAACCGCCCCCCGCCCCGAACGGCGUCUACGUGCCGUGGGCGGCGGCCUCCUCCGUGGCCGCGGCCGCGGCCUCCAUCGUCGUGGACGCCGCCACCGAGGCGGAGCUGCGGGAGAACGGGUUCCGGAGCACGCGCCGCACCAAGCUCGUCUGCACCGUGGGCCCCGCCACCUGCGGCGCCGCCGAGCUCGAGGCGCUCGCCGUCGGCGGCAUGAACGUCGCGCGGGUCAACAUGUGCCACGGCGACCGCGAGUGGCACCGCGAAGUCAUCCGCGCUGUCCGGAGGCUCAACGACGAGAAAGGGUUCGCGGUCGCCGUGAUGAUGGACACCGAGGGCAGCGAGAUCCACAUGGGCGACCUUGGCGGAGCGCCCUCCGCGAAGGCCGAGGAUGGAGAAGUUUGGACAUUUAGCGUUAGAUCUUCUGACACGUCGCUCCCAGAUCGAAUCAUUCAUGUGAACUAUGAUGGCUUUGCUGAAGAUGUCAAAGCUGGUGAUGAACUAUUUGCGGACGGUGGAAUGGCCAGGUUUGAGGUGAUUGAAAAGUUAGGGCCAGAUGUGAAGUGCCGCUGCACUGAUCCUGGUCUGUUGCUGCCACGGGCUAAUCUUACUAUAUGGCGCGAUGGCAGUGUAGUGCGAGAGAGGAACGCUAUGCUUCCUACAAUUUCGUCGAAGGAUUGGAUUGACAUAGAUUUUGGAAUUGCUGAAGGUGUUGAUUUCAUCGCCGUGUCAUUUGUCAAGUCUGCUGAAGUAAUUAAUCAUUUGAAGAGUUACAUUGCUGCGAGGAGCCGUGGAAGUGAUAUAGGGGUCAUUGCAAAGAUUGAGAGCAUCGAUGCUUUGAAGAACCUGGAGGAGAUUAUCCGUGCAUCAGAUGGAGUAAUGGUAGCCAGAGGGGACUUGGGGGCACAAAUCCCCCUGGAACAGGUCCCUUCCAUACAGCAAAGAAUAGUUAGAAUGUGCAGACAGCUCAACAAGCCAGUCAUUGUUGCUUCUCAGCUUCUGGAAUCAAUGAUCGAGUAUCCUACACCUACUAGGGCUGAGGUUGCUGAUGUUUCUGAGGCAGUCCGCCAGCGUGCAGAUGCUCUCAUGCUUUCUGGUGAGUCGGCCAUGGGGAGGUACCCAGAGAAGGCUCUCAGCGUCCUUAGGAGUGUUAGCCUGAGGAUCGAAAGGUGGUGGAGAGAGGAGAAGCGCCAAGAGGCACUGGAGCUUCAAGGUGUCUCGUCUUCCUUUUCUGACAAGAUAUCAGAGGAAAUAUGCAAUUCAGCAGCUAAAAUGGCCAACAACUUAGGAGUCGACGCCGUUUUCGUUUACACGAAGGAUGGCUACAUGGGCUCCCUGCUCUCACGAUGCCGCCCCGACUGCCCGAUCUUCGCCUUCACGUCUUCGACGUCUGUCAGGAGACGGCUGAACCUCCAGUGGGGCCUCAUCCCGUUCCGGCUGAGCGAGUCCGACGACAUGGAGAGCAACCUCAACCGCACCUUCUCCCUGCUGAAGGCCAGGGGCAUGGUGCAGUCUGGAGACCUGGUGAUCGCGCUCUCCGACAUGCUGCAGUCCAUCCAAGUGGUGAAUGUGCCCUAGGAAUACGAUCCCCAUGUCCAGCUGGUUCCUUGACCUGGAAUGUAGCAUACAAUUAGGAGGGGCUUCUUUUUUUGUUUGUUUGUUUGUCAUUUGAGUGUAUCCCAGUUCGUAGCAUGUUUCUGCCUCAUGUUGAGGCUCUCUGGAUGUCGAUAUUGAUUUGCGUCAGUGUGGUUUAGGUUCGGACUCGAAUGCUCGAUUUGAAAAUUCGAACAGAACUCGGUUUGCAUCAGUGUCAUGAUUAACUCAAACCAUUGUUCUGUACUAUAUCAGAACGUGUUACUACUUAUCUUAGUGUCA
Zea mays is the source of this 2356-nucleotide messenger RNA. RefSeq names its product pyruvate kinase isozyme A, chloroplastic. Gene Ontology annotation, molecular function: pyruvate kinase activity; magnesium ion binding; potassium ion binding. NCBI's taxonomy places the organism in Eukaryota, Viridiplantae, Streptophyta, Magnoliopsida, Poales, Poaceae. Gene Ontology annotation, biological process: glycolytic process. The coding region runs from base 335 to 2059 and encodes 574 amino acids. The transcript is spliced from 6 exons. The record is from RefSeq and is a predicted model, not a curated record.